This is a messenger RNA of Python bivittatus (Burmese python), 3149 nucleotides long. The record is from RefSeq and is a predicted model, not a curated record. NCBI's taxonomy places the organism in Eukaryota, Metazoa, Chordata, Lepidosauria, Squamata, Pythonidae.
GCUGCGUCACCCGACCGACGUAAACAAGCGCCACGGUGCGGCUCCCCUCGGGUUUGGUCCUCCGGGGAUCGGCUCCGGAGGCGGCGGCGGCCGCGGCUGGGAGGAUUCCCCUGGACGCCCCCGUCCAAUAGGCGCCGAGCGAGAUUCCCCGAGGGAUAGACGGCACCCAUCUGGGGAUGACACCUGGCGGAUGACACCUGGCCUGACCCGCCAGCCGCUCGGAAGAGGGGGGAUCCGGAGAUAUCCGGAUUCACUCCAGGAGCGACAGGGGAGCAUAAGGGAUUGGUCGGAAGCCAAGAGAGGCGGGGAAGGGAGGAGGAGAGACGGGGGGAACUAUCCCUAAGCAUCCCGCUUCUGGCAGGAGAUCCAGCCGAUUCGAGAUCUGAAGCUUGGGAGCGAAGCCGAGAAGGGCGAGGCGCAAUCCCGUCUCCGAGGCGCGUCCUCAGUCCCGCCGCCAGGAUGAUCUCCGACCCAGAGAGGUCCCAAGCGCCUCCCGGAACGGCGAGCUCGACCCGUGGCUGAGUUAGGAGGGCGCUCGUUAAGCUGCUGACUCCCGAGGAGACGCUCCAGAUGCGUGUCGACUGCCGCUCUUUCGAACUGGGAGAGGACAGCCUCCGCCGCGCUACCCCUCAGAAACCCGGAGGAGAAGGAGCAUAGUUCCGACGACCGAACCACCCUGGACAGCGGAAGCAGGUCUCCAGGACCAUGGCAGGCGGGGACAUUGUCCACUGAGCCAGCUGACCCACUUGAUCCCACUGUGACAGCUCAGAGACGGUUGCAGGUCUAGUUCCCAGCACUAGUUGCCAACUGGGAUCCUGGCGGUUCCCACGCCCUCCAGCUGUGGGGCAGCCUUGGUGCCCAGAGCAGGGGUGACACUGUCCAGAGAUGCCCUGGGGAGUCGUUGGUUUCCUGCUGGUGCUCCUUCAAGGGUCGUGGACUCUGCAGAGAGCAGAAUUAUCUGAAUGUUUUAUGGUGAAUGGAGCUGAUUAUCGGGGACUGCAGAACAGAACUGCGCCUGGAACCGCUGGGCGACCCUGCCUCUACUGGAACCAGACGCGAGAACAUGCCUACAACACGGCCAAAUAUCCCAACGGCGAGUGGGGACUGGGCAGUCACAAUUACUGUCGGAACCCAGACGGUGAUGUGCAGCCCUGGUGCUACAUCUCAGAGAACGAGGAAGGGAUCUACUGGAAGUACUGUGACAUCCCAACCUGCCACAUGCCUGGCUAUGUGGGUUGCUUCCUGGACUCUGGAACUCCCCCAGCACUAAGUGGGAGCAGUGGCACCUCCACCAAGCUCACAGUGCAAGUUUGCCUCAGUUUCUGCCGCAAGCGGGGCUAUAAGUUUGCUGGAGUAGAAGCUGGUUAUGCCUGUUUCUGUGGUCAUGAAGGGGAUGUCCGGCACAGCCAGCAAGUGAGUGCUGUGGAAUGUGAUCAAGUCUGCUUUGGCAAGUCCAGUGAACUGUGUGGCGGAGAUGGUCGGAUUGGCAUAUACAAUGUCUCCAUGGGGGCUUGUCAGGGGAACUUCAGUGAUCUCUCUGGCGUGAUCUACUCUCCGCAGUUCCCAGAUGACUACGAAGCCAACAGCAACUGCAGCUGGGUCCUUUACCCUGCAGGUUGUGAUUCUGUAGAGCUCAGCUUCCGGAUCUUUGAUGUGCAUGAUCCAAACGACCGCCUGGAGGUGCGGGAUGGACACAGUGACCUCUUACUGGCCCAGUUUGAUGGGCGCCGAAGGCCAGGAGCACCUCUGCUCUUCCCCACGGACUACCUUUUCCUCUCCUUCCAAUCAGACCAGUUUCUGCAAGCCCAAGGCUUUGCCAUCUUGUAUCGAGGAGUGAAAGCUUCCUCGGUCAACUUACGGACCCUUCCAGGUGAUGGAUCCCGUCUGGUCCCAACCUCUUCUGAUUGGCUGAACUCCACCUGGACCUACAGUUCCAAUGACUCUGCCAUUGGGGUAGGAGCUUGGGUGAUGUAUACGGCCACAGGGACCUUCAUCUUAGCCAUCAUCCUUGUCUCGUAUCAUUUGCGCAAGAGGACCUGCCUUUUUGUGCAAAAGAAGACGGGGAAUUCUUUAGUCCCAUUCUCCUCCAAAGGGCCACGGAACCGCUGCCAGUGUCUCGGGGGUGAGGCAUGGGCUGUAGCCUACCGACAUACCCGUGUGGUGAUCUGCACCACACGUGGGGCCCCCCAUCACCGUCCUCUGCACAAUGGGGGUGGAGUUGCUGGAGGAGAUGAUGAGACGUCCUCCGAUUGCUCGUGCCUGUGCCACAGCUAUGAGAACCUUUCUUCCACCAACCAGUCCUCUCUCAAAUCUCUCAUCUCCACCAUCUGAGGAGCUCAGACCCUGCAGUUUGUGACUUUUACUGCCAGACAAUUAAGGCGGACCUUCCUUGGUUCUUUAGGGACAAAAAGACUGGGGCCUUACAGUGUUUAGCCACUCAAGAUGGGAGGCAGUGGCUCUAUGACAUAGUGGAAGUCCAAGCUUUGAGGCUGAGAACCACAUUCCAAAAAACCACAGGUCACUUGGUAGCAAGGUGCAUGAUGGUAUUCCCUACAUCACAGCUUUCUUGAGGCAGGAAAAGCCUGAGGGAGUGGAGAUCUUCUUAUCAUGUCUCCUUGGGGAAGACACACAGGCCUAAUUUAAUGUUAAAGCAGUCUUUAUGGCACUGGAAUUUUGUAAACAGGUCCUGUUGGACAAAGAGCACUGGUAGAAAUCCCCAUCAUAGCAGGAACUGGUGCCCCAUGGCAUUAUGGGAAAAUGUAGGCCUGUGUGAUAAGAUACCUGUUCUUUAUAAUUGAUGGAAGGGGGGAAACUUGGGAAAGGAUGGAGGCCUGGGAAUAGUAAUCAUGGUGGCUACAUCUCCAGAAAGGCAGGAGAUGGGGGUCAAAAGCUUGAUUCCACAUGGAGGGCAAUGAAUUUUUGGACACUGACUAGGGAAAACGGUUCUCAUGUGCUGGAUAUAUCACUGGGGAGGCAUUUAGCUGCAAACAGAGCCUGAAGACCUUGGGACACUUGGAAACAUUAUUCACUUGGCUUCAGGGAAUUUUGUAGAUAUACCAAAGAAUGAGGAAAAGGAAAACUAGCUGUCCUGUGUUCCAAGGUACAGUAUGGGUUUUGGAACUCUAAGCCUUCAUUAAAUUAUUUUCAUA